This is a messenger RNA of Notothenia coriiceps (black rockcod), 1709 nucleotides long. RefSeq names its product forkhead box protein K2-like. Gene Ontology annotation, biological process: regulation of transcription by RNA polymerase II. Lineage: Eukaryota; Metazoa; Chordata; Actinopteri; Perciformes; Nototheniidae. The coding region runs from base 1 to 1503 and encodes 500 amino acids. The record is from RefSeq and is a predicted model, not a curated record. Gene Ontology annotation, molecular function: DNA-binding transcription factor activity, RNA polymerase II-specific; RNA polymerase II cis-regulatory region sequence-specific DNA binding. The transcript has 8 exons.
AUGACAGGAAACUCCAGCGAGGCCGCGGUGCACGAUGUAUGUUGGUCAUGCGACUGGGAACCGCAGGACCCGAAUCAGCUUUUCGAAAAGCCGCCUCCUCGAUACCUGUACGCCACCUCGGCAACCUCCGUUCCCUGGAUUUCUCCCUGGCUUACACUGGACGCCAGUUUUGCGACAGAGAAGCCGGUACGCAGGAUGAGAGGAGGAACACACAAACGUGCGGAAAAGUUUGGUCGGUACCCUCCCCGGAGCAAAGGUCUUUCCAAUGACGCUUUAAUCCGGAACAAGGACCAAUUCGUCAUAAACCAUUGCAGCAGGUGCACUUUCAGGUUUCCCAGCACAAACAUCAAGAUCACGUUCACAGCGCUGUCCAGCGGGAAGAAGGUGAAGCGUGAAGCUCCAGAGUCUCCGGUGAAGCCCGUACAGCCCAUGAUCUCCCCGCUGACCAUCAACAUUCCAGACAACAUCGCUCACCUCAUGAGCCCCCUGCCAUCGCCCACUGGCACCAUUAGUGCUGCUAAUUCAUGCCCCUCAAGCCCGCGGGGCGCAGGCUCCUCCAGCUACAGGAUGGGGGGCCGCAUGGUCAGCUCUGCAGAGCUGCAGCUCAUGAAUGACAACUCCCAGCCCGACAACGACAAAGACGCCUCUGGAGGGGACAGUCCCAAGGAUGACUCCAAACCUCCGUACUCCUAUGCACAGCUGAUAGUCCAGGCCAUCACACUGGCUCCAGACAAGCAGCUCACACUAAACGGAAUCUACAAUCACAUCACAAAGAACUACCCCUACUACAGGACUGCAGACAAGGGCUGGCAGAACUCUAUUCGACACAACCUGUCAUUGAACCGUUAUUUCAUCAAAGUGGCGCGGUCGCAGGAGGAGCCGGGCAAAGGCUCCUUCUGGAGGAUAGACCCGUCCUCAGAGGGCAAGCUCAUCGAGCAGGCCUUCAGGAAACGAAGGCCCCGGGGUGUGCCCUGCUUCAGGACCCCACACGGACCCCUCUCCUCCAGGAGUGCCCCAGUGUCUCCCAAUCACUCGGGCGUCCUCUCCGCUCACUCCAGCGGCGUCCAGACUCCUGAUAGCCUCUCACGAGAGGGCUCUCCCGUCCCCCUGGAGAUGGAGACCACCUCGGCCCCUGCCCCGACCACCCCCACGGUGGUCCAGCCCAAACUGGCAGUCAUCCAGGAAGCACGCUUUGCACAAAACACACCAGGCACGCCUGUUAACAACCAGCCGGUACUCAUAGCAGUCCAGCGCCAGUUACCUCAGAGCAUCAAGCCAGUGACCUACACCAUGGCCUCCCCGGUGAGCACCAGCAGCUCGCAGCCGGCCAUGCAGACGGUGCAUGUCCUGCAGCAGAUCCCCGCCGGCUGCAUCAGCUCCGCCGUACUCGCCCAGCCAGCCACCAUCAUCAAGGGCGAGCUGCAGGAGAACGGAGACCACACAGGGCUCAAAGGUGAGGCAGGGGCAUGCUGGGUAAUGUUGUUAUCCACCACCAUUUUGUAAAUUGGCACACAUCUGGAGUUCAUCUCAAUUAUUUUGCCUCCUCCUUUCCCUCACUCGCGUCCCUUCCUUGCGUCUUAGCUCUGCCUCCGCAAGACAUGAGGAAGAGACGCGAGGACAAAGGAGUCCUCAGGUAUUAAUUGGGAUGUCCUCGUUCAUUCCAGCGUCACCAUAAACAACGCCCUUUACUUCUGGUGCGCGCGGUUUUA